Molecule: messenger RNA, 811 nt
Organism: Cydia fagiglandana
Lineage: Eukaryota; Metazoa; Arthropoda; Insecta; Lepidoptera; Tortricidae
Product: trypsin epsilon-like
Exons: 3
Coding region: 4-762 (252 amino acids)
Biological process (GO): proteolysis
Molecular function (GO): serine-type endopeptidase activity
Source: RefSeq, a predicted model, not a curated record
AUAAUGGCAUUAAGACUAUUAAUCAUGAUAUGUGGCUUGAAAUUAGUUAUUGGAAAACGUGAAGGUUUCAUAGUCGGAGGUGAUUAUGUUGAUUCUGUUACAGAAUUCCCUCAUGUCGCUGUUCUGUGGAUAGUUAAAACUGACGGUUAUGAUUGUUUUUGUGGAUCGUCCAUAUUGAACCAAAAGAUUUUGUUAACUGCCGCCCACUGUUUUGAUGAGGUAACGAAAGUAACAGCACUUGCGGGGAGCUUACAUAGACAGAAAGGAAAACUACACCGUAUUGACCGCUACAGGCAACAUAAGCAAUGGGACAGGAGAACUGUCACUAAUGACAUAGCCUUAGCUAGGCUGAAGAAACAGUGGUCAUUCGGGAAGACAGUGCAGAGAGUGAUAUUAAUGCGGAAACCGCCACAAGCAAAAUCAGCAGAAGUGGCCGGUUGGGGUAUAACUGACGAAGAUGACUACAGUGAAACAGAUCUACUUAAGCAUACCAAACAGAAGCUGUGGACUCUUAAUGAGUGCAGAAAAGUCUUACCCAGAGCACCCAAAGGAACUAUUUGCGGCGGCGAGAUAAAAUCAAAGAAAGAUUUCGCUUCUAAUGGAGAUUCCGGCAGUGGCCUCGUCAUUAACAAAAAAAUAAUUGUCGGAAUAGUCUCCUACAAAAUCACAGAAGUGUCACGCAGUCUGGUGGUCUACACGAACGCCCCAUACUUCUACGAUUGGAUUUUGGUCGAAUCGAGACGAUUAACAUGCUCUGAUUAAAGAAACAAAGAUGUGGGUGUAUUUAUUUAAAGCUUUAAUAAAUAAAAUU